UAGAAAGCACCCACAAUGCAAAUAUUCCCCAGAAGACAUUUAUGGUAAAUACUCCUCUUUGUGCUACGUUCAAGAUAAAUAUCUGAGGAACGUCCCAGAGUUUCACCAUUAGAAGAGUUGACUUGGUCCUCAGAGGAGGAUACGGCUUUGCACCCAAGGAUAUUGGCGCAAGAGAGCUGCCCAGAGUUCCUGUUUCAAGCCGAUUCCUCCAUUGUCCACCAAGAUGAUCCUCCUUCCUUCCCUUCUUCUUGUCCUCAUCUGCCUGUCAGGAUCCUUCAGCCAAAAAGAUCUCUGGAACAAGGUCUUUGCAUUCCCAGCAGCCUCAGACACGGCCGCCGUGGUUCUCCACGUCUCCAACCAGAAACCCUUGACCAAGCUGACCGUCUGCUUGAGAUACUACACCCUCCUGGCCCGUCCGUACAGCCUCUUCUCUUACGCCACCCACUCCAGCGAAAACGAUUUCCUGAUCUUCAGGGACCAACCCAAUGAAUAUUCCAUUUACGUUGGUGAUCUAGGGGUAAUUUUCAAGGUGGCUCCGAAGGAGAAACCGAGCUGGGAACAGAUAUGUGCGUCCUGGGACUCCAGCACUGGGCUAGUCCAGUUGUGGCUGAACGGAGAACCCCUCCCUCGACAGGGACUGCAAAAGGGUUACAGCAUCAGCCCCGAGGCCUCCAUCCUCCUGGGGCAGGAGCAAGAUGACUUCGGAGUGGGCUUUGACAUCAACCAGUCCUUCGUGGGGGAGAUUACGGAUGUCAAUCUGUGGCCCCGGGUGCUGAGCCCUGUUGAGAUCAGAAUGGUCAGGAACAAGAUUGAUCCCCGUGACCCUGUGAUUAAUUGGAGGUCCCUGAGCUACACCAUCAAGAACAAUGUCUUUGUGGAGGAUUUCCUGGCUCCCCAAAACUCUUGCGUCUGAGAAACAAAAAAAGAAAGGAAGGAAGGAAGGA
Molecule: messenger RNA, 944 nt
Organism: Ahaetulla prasina
Lineage: Eukaryota; Metazoa; Chordata; Lepidosauria; Squamata; Colubridae
Product: serum amyloid P-component-like
Exons: 2
Coding region: 224-913 (229 amino acids)
Biological process (GO): innate immune response
Molecular function (GO): complement component C1q complex binding
Source: RefSeq, a predicted model, not a curated record